Microsporum canis CBS 113480 is the source of this 855-nucleotide messenger RNA. RefSeq names its product williams Beuren syndrome chromosome region 22. The record is from RefSeq and is a predicted model, not a curated record. Gene Ontology annotation, biological process: rRNA (guanine-N7)-methylation. Gene Ontology annotation, molecular function: rRNA (guanine) methyltransferase activity. Bases 1 to 855 code for a protein of 284 amino acids. NCBI's taxonomy places the organism in Eukaryota, Fungi, Ascomycota, Eurotiomycetes, Onygenales, Arthrodermataceae. Gene Ontology annotation, cellular component: nucleolus. The transcript is spliced from 2 exons.
AUGUCUCGCCCAGAAGAUACUCUCCCGCCGGACCUGUUCUAUAAUGAUUCGGAGUCCCGUAAAUACACAUCUUCCUCUCGAAUAAAAAAUAUUCAAUCUGAAAUGACACACCGUGCCCUCGAACUGCUCGAACUCACGUCUCCCUCGCUGAUUCUAGAUGUCGGGUGCGGUUCAGGCCUGUCUGGUGAAAUUCUCUCGUCCGUCGACCCGUCUGAAGGCGGUCCACACACCUGGAUUGGCAUGGAUAUAUCUCCAAGCAUGCUCGAUGUGGCACUUCAACGGGACGUAGAAGGCGACCUCUUUCUAGCCGACAUUGGGCAAGGCGUACCGUUCAGACCUGGUACCUUUGACGCAGCCAUAAGCAUCAGUGCAAUCCAGUGGCUCUGUAAUGCUGAGACCAGCGAUGUCAGUCCAGAAGGCAGAUUAAAGCGGUUUUUUGAAGGUCUAUAUGCUUCUCUUAAACGCGGUGCCAGAGCUGUGUGUCAGUUCUAUCCCAAAAACGAUUCUCAAAGAGGUAUGAUUAGCGGCGCAGCAAUAAAAGCUGGUUUCGGCGCAGGUAUCCUUGAAGAUGACCCUGGCACAAAGAACGGGAAAACCUACCUUGUUCUUACGGUUGGUGGAGGUGGGCUACAGGGUGAUAUCACUGGUGUCGUCAAGGGAAUGGACGACGUGGAUAUCUUGGAUGCAAGACGGAAGGCUAGGGAGGCAGCAAAGAGCCGUAGGGGCCCGGAUCAAUCACAUAUCAAGGGAACCAAAGCCUGGAUAUUGAGGAAGAAAGACCAGAUGGAGAAAAAGGGCAAGGUCGUCAAGGCCAGCUCGAAAUAUACCGGGAGAAAGAGACGAAUUGCAUUUUGA